UUGAUUUGUACGUGCAAUACAUCUCUUAGAAUUAUUCUACAAUUAAAAAGUCUAUUCUGCGAUUUAAAAGUCAUUUUACAAGAAAAACUUUGAUUUUAAAAAUGUUUGCUGUAAUCUUUGUAUUUAUGCUUGUGACAACAUAUGCAGCUGAAAUACCCUCCUACAUCAACGUGUGUGGGCGCCAGAAUCCAAAUAUCAAUCAAUGCAUCAUAGACAAUAUGAACAAUUUAAAGAAUAAAAUUUGCGAAGGGCUUACGGAUUUAAAUAUUCCACCACUUGAGCCGUUCAAUAUUGACAAAUUAGUCAUUUCCGAAACUGCCAACAACAAAAUAUAUUUAAAUAAUGUACAAAUAACGGGACUUUGUGAUUUCAUCAUAAACUCUGUUUCUGUAGAUUUGGAUAAGAUUAUUUUCAAUAUUGACAUUUCAUUCAAUCGACUUUACUUAAAUGGCACGUAUGAUAUCGACAUACAUAUACUCGUGCCUAUUGCUUAUAAGGCACCUAUUUAUCUUACUACAGAUAACGCAAGUAUAAAAAUAAUCAUACAAGGGUCAAAGGCAAUUAAAAAGGGUAUAGAACAUAUAUAUGUAUCGGAAUUAAAAUCAAAUAUCGAUAUUAAAGGAUAUGACGCUCAAUAUGGUUUGAAAGAAAAUGAACUAAGUCAAUUAGGCCAAAUUCUUGGCGGUCUUAUAGGCAGCAAUCAGGAGGAAUUUCUUCAAAGAUUGAUUCCAUCAUUAGAGGAAGAGAUCUCCAAAUGGCUUAUCUCAAUUAUCAACAAUGUAUUUAAAACGUUCUCUUACGAGCAACUCUUCCCGCACCGUACAUAAUUUAGAACUUUACGUUGCAAGAUUGUUAUUCAGUCUAAAGGAUAAUUGAAAUAAAAUCUGUUACAAUAAUUUGAGAGAA
Messenger RNA from Camponotus floridanus (Florida carpenter ant), 906 nucleotides. RefSeq lists its product as uncharacterized. NCBI's taxonomy places the organism in Eukaryota, Metazoa, Arthropoda, Insecta, Hymenoptera, Formicidae. The record is from RefSeq and is a predicted model, not a curated record. The transcript is spliced from 3 exons. Bases 102 to 827 code for a protein of 241 amino acids.